GGGGGGAAGGGGGCGGGGCGAUAACCUUCCGCCAUUUACUGACUUGGGCGUCUCGCAAAUUCGAUGCAGCUUCAGCAGUACAAACAGAGCAAGGAAGAGGAUGCUUUUGCUCAGGCUCACGCUGUGAAAAUUAGUUGCCAGCUGUUUAAUUCUGCAGAAAGACUUGGCCAAAUCGGGAGUCAUGGAUUGCUACAGCUUCACCGAUGAAAGCUCUCUCCAAACUGAAAUGCAUCUGCCUUUGCUAUCAGACAGUGAGUUGCCCAUUGCAAGUAAUAUCCAGAGACAAGAAUUCAUCUCAGACCCUGAUGAUAUUAUUUAUGCAGGAAUGACAAGUAUAGAACUUGAUUCUAACCUGGAGGCUGCAGAAAUUCCUGGCGAUCCAUUUGCUGACAAUGUAGAUCUAUCCCUGUAUACUGUAGAUAAGGGAUGUGACUCCCCAAAGAUUCCCAGUGACUCCACGGACACAGAUUCUCCACCCAUGUUGCUAGGCAUCAGUCCUCUCCCUCAAAAGAAUACCCCUGAGAAAUGCGCAAGUAAAAGUGAAGGGAAAUACGGAGGGCUGCAGAAGAGAAGGCGUCUCUCCACGAGGCAUUCUCCACAGCAAGCAUUCCAGGAGUGUAGCCAGUGCGGAAAGUCAUUCAGCAGUGCCAGUGCCCUGAGCAAACACUACCUGACGCAUAGUCAUGAACGUCGGCAUGUCUGCAGGAUCUGCAAUAAGGCCUUUAAGAGACAGGACCACUUAUCUGGACAUUUGUUAACGCACCAAAAAAAUAAACCUUAUGUUUGUAUGGAACACGGAUGCGACAAGAGUUAUUGUGACUCCCGAUCCUUACGACGUCACUAUGAAGUCCAGCAUGGCUUGUAUUGUCAGAGGGAGCCCUUUGCUGACAGCAGCUCCAAAGAUGUGGAUUCAACAGAGAGCAUGCUGUACCUACAGAGUGGACAUACUCAGACCCUUCAGUGUGAAAUGGGAAUGGCACAGAGGCCUACAUCACAAGUUGAGUCUCUUUCUCAAAGAUCCUCGGUGCCUAACCGAGAACUGCUGAGGCCCCUAACAAGCAGCUUAAGCCAAAAAAUACCAUGUGAAACUGGAACCAGUGGAAGCAAAAUCACCUUGCACUAUCCCACACAAACCCACCGUACAGCAAGUGUGCUUACUAGUCCAAGUAUUUGUUUGUCAGAAAGGUCAGGAACUGUUAGACAAGCCAAAUAUAGCAUAAUGCAAAGAGAGCAUUCUUCUGGCUUGAACUGUAACAUGUCUGAUCCAUACAACAGAGUAAACCCUCCUCAUUUUUCUGCAGCAGACCCCAGUGCCUCUUGUGUAGAAAGUCUAGAUUCUUACAUUACGGAUUCAGUGAUUCCUGGUAGACCCUCACAGCCUGCACAGUAUACUUUGGAGUCAUCAAGACCGGCAAGUUGGCCACAAGCUGUGAGCACAAAUCAUACAUUAUCAAGAAAUGAAACUGUUUCCACCAAGCAACAACCAAGUCAAGAUCUUGUGUGGACCAACAACUUGGCAACUUAUAGUGGCAGCAAAGGAAGUUAUUCUUAUAUUGUCCCCAAUUCCCAGCCUCCUGAAGAGGUGUCUGCCACGUUUUCCAGUGGUGCUUUGCAUAAACUUGACUCAUUUGCCCAGGCAUUUACAAGACAGAAUUUGGAUAUUCAGUCAAAUUCCUCUGUUGCAAAGACCCAGGGUGAAAAUUCAGCAGUGUCUGAAUUUGAUGCUUGUGGAAAUGUCUUCAGACAGCUUUUGAGUUACAAAGCUAAUCUGAACCAGUGGCAAGCCUUUCCUGAACAGAAGCAUCAAAUACUGCAGGAACAGUACUCUCUGCACCAGCAACAUCAACAGCAGAUAGCAACUUCACUCUUUACACAGGUCUACAUGGGAGAUCAGGAGGCCUCCCCAAUGCAGAACCAAGACCAAUUUCAAAACCAUAUGCUCCAGCUGAUCUCUGACACUCAAUACAAUCUGUCUCAAUCCCAGAAUUCGUGCCAACUCUCCAAGAACAUUCUCCCUUGCUAUCCACAAGAGACAGAAAGUACAGAGGAGCAGACAGGACCUGGUUUGCAGUCUGCGUUAAGAGGUAAAUCCAGUAAGAGUGUGUCAGUUUCUCGAAAGGAGCGACAGAAGUUAGAUCCCAAUUGCACUGCUCCUCCUAGUCAGGUGGCUAUGAACUCCUUUUCUGUUCAGAAUUCUUUGACGAGGAGUAUGGAAGACUGUCUUCAGGAAGCAUCUUUUCAUGCUAGUGUCCAGUCGGCGUGUGGGCCUGACACGUCAGUGUGUAAAAUGAUGCGCAAUGACAUCGAGUGUGCGUCCAUACGUCGUCGCGAUGUUUCGUUGAGUGGGCGCACACCGGAGUCGGUUACGCGCCCACCAAUAACUGAUAGGUCUAUUAAGGCCAUCGACGAAUUAAUUAAUGUGACUGACAAUGGAAUGGAGAAAAUGGAGCAUGGUGGAUUGUUCUUUCAGUACCUGGAGGAUAAACUCAGUGCUCUUCUGCUCAAGAAGCCAUUAGAGGAAAGUGUGGCGAUGCCUCUAGUGAUUCCAGUCUCUGUACCUGUGAAAUCUACUGGACCCAAGAAAGAUGGCAAACCAGGGAAAUCUGAAAAUUCACCGGUUACACCAAGGAAGUCGAUCACAACAAGGCUGACUGAUUUAGUAGUGACCUCAAAUGACAGCUCUGCCCAGGUCACGGAAACUGGCAAACAAGCAAACGUAAAUUGUAGAGGCCACUCCAAAAAGCAACGAAGGAAGCGAUCUCGUCCAGAACCCCUGUUUAUCCCGACUCCAGCAUCAAAUCAAACUGGGGUGCUGCCAGGGAUGGUGCUGUACCAGAGCCAUAUGCGUUCCCCCGUAUGCUUAGCUGAUCAUCUUCUAGAGAAAAAUUUUCAACCUCCGCCAUACACGCCUCCCCCGAUGUUAAGUCCCAUUCGUCAUGGCUCAGGGCUUUACUUUAACAGGAUCUGUUCUUUGCCAGGGAGCAAGGGACCGCACAAUACAUACGCUCCUAAAGGAAUCCUGGGCAAUGGUGUAGAUGGAAUUUGUGGCAUCUCUGUGGUUAAAGAUGACUCCAUAGUUUCCAUAGAACCGCACAUUAACAUUGGGACACGGUUCCAGGCAGAGAUUCCAUUACUGCAAGACAAGUCAUUGGUUGAUGAUAGUGUUCACCAAGCAGAUCUAGUGUGGAAACCAUGGGAGGACAUUGAAACCAAUAAAGUCACUCAGGCGAGAGUGACGGACCUGCUGAACUUAGCUUGUUCAAGUGUGCUGCCUGGAGGAGGUACAAAUCUGGAACUAGCUCUGCAUUGCCUGCACGACACUCAAGGAGACAUUUUGGCUGCCCUGGAUAUGUUAUUAAUAAAAGGUGUGAGGCGAGACCCUUGUCACCCUCUGGGAGAUUACCACUACACUGGUACUGAGAAGUGGACUACUGCAGAGAAAAAGAUGUUCAAUAAAGCAAUUUGCUUUCACAACAAGGAUUUCUUUCUCAUGCAGAAGAUGAUAAAACACAAGACUGUGGCACAGUGUGUCGAAUAUUACUACACCUGGAAGAAACAGCUAAAAUUUGAGUGGAAAAGAACACACUUGCUUGAGGAAGAGGAGAUAAAGCAUGAGGCAGACAGUCCCGGUGAUGGAAAAGAAAUAAAAAAGCUGACAAGUGAGAGCCGAGAAAAACUAAAGAAGAAAAUUACACGGGCUAAGCCGAGCUCUUCUCCAUCAGUUCACUGUCAGACAGGAGUCCAGAACAAGAAUGAGAAAAAAUUUACCUUGGGAAAUUUCCCAUGUAAAGAAUGCACAAAAGUGUUUGACAAAGUGAAAAGUCGAAAUGCUCACAUGAAAUGCCACAGGCAGCAGGAGGAGCAAGAAAGACAGGCAGAGAUGAAACGAUCGAGGAUACGUUUGAAAGUUGAGCCAAAGGAGGAACCAGAGGAGACCAGUCUGGUCUUCACAUCUAACAAUCUGUCAAACAUUACGACACUAUAAAGACGUUUCCAGCAUCUUGUGAUUAGCAGAGGUAGAAAGAAGGCGAUGGGGAGAGCAUGGAGCGGUAGUCUGAGUUUUGGAUUGUACAAAGAGCUAGCACAGAGACAGGGCCAGUUGGCCCUGUACUGUAAAUAU
This is a messenger RNA of Carcharodon carcharias (great white shark), 4120 nucleotides long. Its product is annotated as zinc finger protein 541-like. The transcript is spliced from 18 exons. Gene Ontology annotation, biological process: regulation of transcription by RNA polymerase II; negative regulation of DNA-templated transcription. The coding region runs from base 182 to 3985 and encodes 1267 amino acids. Lineage: Eukaryota; Metazoa; Chordata; Chondrichthyes; Lamniformes; Lamnidae. Gene Ontology annotation, cellular component: transcription regulator complex; histone deacetylase complex. Gene Ontology annotation, molecular function: transcription corepressor activity. The record is from RefSeq and is a predicted model, not a curated record.